This is a messenger RNA of Phragmites australis (common reed), 519 nucleotides long. RefSeq names its product putative cyclic nucleotide-gated ion channel 8. NCBI's taxonomy places the organism in Eukaryota, Viridiplantae, Streptophyta, Magnoliopsida, Poales, Poaceae. The coding region runs from base 1 to 519 and encodes 172 amino acids. The transcript has 2 exons. The record is from RefSeq and is a predicted model, not a curated record.
AUGCCCUUCACUUCUGUUGCCUUAUCCUCCCCACCGACCACAUCCAGCUCUCUCUCUCCCUUAUCCUCUCCCACCGGCCUCCUCCCCACCGGCCUCGCAAUCCAAUCCAAGGAGUCCACCGGCCUCGAGGCCAUCUGCGAGCGCCUCAAGCUCAGCCUCUGCAUGGAGUUCACCUACAUCGUCUGCGAGGGGGACCCCAUCGACGAGAUGCUCCACAUCAUCCAGAACCGCCUCGAGAGCUCCGUCAUCGAUGACGGCUGCAUGGGGUUCUACAACCAGGGCCUGCUCAAGGAAGGGGACUUCUGCAACGAGGAGCUACUCACGUGGGCGCUCGACCCCAAGGCCGGCGCCAACUUCCUGCUCUCCACGCACACCAUCAAGGCCAUCUAUGAGGUUGAGGCCUUCACGCUGUGCGCCGAGGAGCUCAAGUUCAUCACCGACCAGUUCCGACGAUUGCACAACACGACAGCUUUAGCAGAUGGCGGUGGGCUACCAAGCAGCUGUGAUUGUUUUUCUUGA